CAGAGAGGGUCAGGGUCUUUGACGUUCCUCACCAUCUGCACAAACCUCCCGGAACAAGUGUGAGCGUGGGUGAGAGUGUGUGCGCGCGCACGGGCUGGCUGCGCUUGGCACGCUUGGUGGCCCGGGGCCCCAGGGCCCGGGGGCCCGCCUGGCGGCCCGGGAUUACCGUGACGUCACAUUGAGCCUCUGGCCACCUUGGACUGGGACACCUCUGAAGCCUCACAGCCCGGCGCCGCGCCUCACCUUGCCUCGCCACCGCGCGACUUUGGGAACCUGCAUCCUCUCCCUUUCCUUGCCCAUCCAUGGGCCCUUCUGUCUUCCGGACCACGCGGGCCGGAGGGGCGCCUUCUGGAGCGCAGGGCUCGGCAGCUGGACUGCCCUCGGCUCUGCCUCCAGUCGUGCCAAGCGUGCAGAGGACCGGGCACUGGGCACCAGCAGCCGUGUAAAGCACGGAAGCGGCGCACGGCUGGAGGCUCAGAAUCGCCGGGCUAAGGCGGGAACUCGCAAGGGAAGAAGGAGGAGGGCCAGGGCCAGCCACCAUGUCCUUCCCGCACUUUGGACACCCUUACGGCAGCGCUCCCCAGUUUCUGGUGUCUGCAAGUUCCAGCGCCACUUGCUGCGAAUCCGCCCCGCGCUCCGUCCCAGACGUGGCCUCGGGCUCCACCCCGGCGGCUGCUCUCUGCUGUGCACCCUACGACGGUCGGCUGCUGGGCAGUGCGCGGCCCGAGCUGGGCGCGGCCUUGGGCAUCUACGGAGCCCCGUACGCGGCCGCCGCAGCUGCCCAGAGCUACCCAGGCUACCUGCCCUACAGCCCAGAGCCGCCCGCGCUGUACGGGGCGCUGAAUUCACAGUACGAAUUUAAAGAGGCCACAGGGAACUUUACACCUGGUCUGGCACAAGCGGGAGCCUAUUACCCCUAUGAGCCGACUCUGGGGCAGUACCAGUAUGACCGGUAUGGAGCAGUGGAGUUGAAUGGCACUGGACGCCGGAAGAACGCCACCCGGGAGACCACGAGCACGCUCAAGGCCUGGCUGAACGAGCACCGCAAGAACCCCUACCCCACCAAGGGCGAGAAGAUCAUGCUGGCCAUCAUCACCAAGAUGACCCUCACCCAGGUGUCCACCUGGUUCGCCAACGCACGCCGGCGCCUCAAGAAGGAGAACAAGAUGACGUGGGCGCCCAAGAACAAAGGCGGGGAGGAGAGGAGGGCUGAGAGUGGAGCAGAGGAGGCCCUGGGCUGCCUAAAUGGGGGCGAUGCCAAAGAUGCUUCUGCAAGCCAGGAGGCUCGAGGGCUCCGGCUGAGUGACCUGGAGGACCUGGAGGAAGAGGAGGAGGAGGAGGAGGAGGCCGAGGAAGUGGAGGCGGUGGCCACAGCUAAGGACAGGCUGGCUGAGUUCCAUAAAGACGCUCAGGCGCUGCCCGCGCCCUACGCCGCCGCCGCAGCCCGAGAGGCCCGGCUGGAGCGGCGGGAGGGCGGCCUGGCGGCGCGCUCCUUCUCAUUCAUUGAGCCCCCCGGGUCGGGAGAAGCUGACUUCCUCCGGGCGGAGCCCGGGGGCCCGACGUUGACCAUGCACUACGCGUGCAGCAGCGAGAAACCGCGCAUCUGGUCCCUGGCGCGCACUGCGGCGGCCAGCGCUGUCGAAGGUGUAACACCCACCCCUCCCAGGCCACGAAGUCCUGAGUGCCAUCUGAUUCCAGGACAGCCUCCGGGUUCCGGCGGGCGACCCGCGGUCCCCAGGGACUCGGUGUGCGAAGAGUCUUCCCGCGUAGCCAAAGCCUUCGGAAACCAGCCGUUCGCCCUGCAGCGGCUGCCGGUGAACUGUGCGCCCUGCCCGCGGCGGAGGGAGCCUGCGGGGCGGUGCCAGUACCCGUCCGGAGCAGAAGCAGGUUAGCGCAAUGGCUGCGAUUUGCAGGAGAAUCUUGAAAAUACGCCCUACUCUUUGAACUCACCUCCACGCUCGGAAGCUGGGAGACCUUGCCAGGGACUGGGGGCUCUCGCUUCGCCUAAGAGACAGACACACAGAAACCCUUAUACCGGCUCUUCUUGCACGCGGAGCCUGGAGUGGCAGGUGGCCCCUGCAUCUCGUCAGACCCGCUGGAGGAGGUGGGGGCGCAGGGCA
Messenger RNA from Suricata suricatta (meerkat), 2120 nucleotides. RefSeq names its product iroquois homeobox 6 (gene IRX6). Lineage: Eukaryota; Metazoa; Chordata; Mammalia; Carnivora; Herpestidae. Gene Ontology annotation, molecular function: DNA-binding transcription factor activity, RNA polymerase II-specific; RNA polymerase II cis-regulatory region sequence-specific DNA binding. The coding region runs from base 540 to 1892 and encodes 450 amino acids. Gene Ontology annotation, biological process: cell development; regulation of transcription by RNA polymerase II; neuron differentiation. Gene Ontology annotation, cellular component: nucleus. The transcript has 6 exons. The record is from RefSeq and is a predicted model, not a curated record.